CCUUGCCCCUUCUUUGCUUGGGCAGGCAAGCCAGAGCCAGCCGCGUGAAAGACACCGAGCGCAGACAGGUUGGAGUUGGACAUAACCUCUCCCUCUCCUCGGCGCCUCAGCCGGGCAUGGCGUGCGGCGGCAGGGGCGGCACGGGGUGGUCCUCUCUGCCGGCGGACCUGCUGCUCAGCAUAUUCGCCCUCCUCCCUGCCGACGCUCACCGCGUCCGUUUCCGCGCCGUCUGCGCGGACUGGGGCGCCGCCGCCGCCGCGUGGCGCCCGCGCCCUUGGCUCGUCGGCUCCCGCACCGACCGCUCCGGCCAGGGCGCCAGCGAAAUUUCGUCAUUCUGGCUCGCCCCCAGCGUCGCCCUCCUGCCCUUCGCCGCGAACGUGCCAUCGGGGCUGGAGUACCUCUCCUCGUCCCACGGCUACCUCGCGCUCUCGGACCCGAGGAUCAGCCCCAAGGUCAUCCUCCUCCUCAACCCCUUGACAGGCAGGCGCGUCCGCCUCCCGCCCAUCGGCUUCUUCAAGAAGUGGCUCGACUUGACCACCAUCGUGCUGUCGGGCGACCCCGCCACGGCCACCGAGUGGGCCGCGGUGGCCGUCGGGUUCCCGACGACCUGCCUCGCGUACUACAGCUCCGUCACUGGGGCGUGGACGCGGCUCGAUUUCAGCGUGACCGGCUACGCCGCUGUCGAGCACUACAGGGGGCGGUUCUAUGUGGCCUUCAAGUCCUCGAUCUGCAUCUGCGAGGUCGACGGGGACGCGCCCGCGGUCAUCCCACUCGAGCACGUCGACGCGAACGGCGACGCCGUCGUCUCGGACAACGACAAGCUCCCUGGCGAAGGGAGGCGCGUCGUCGAGACGCACCUGGUGGAGUGUGACCGCCAGCUGCUCCUCGUCUCGGUGCACGACGACGUCAUGUACAACUCGGACGACGACAUGGCGGGCGUGGACGACGGGGGCAUCAAGAUCGGCAGCGGGUUCGCGCGUGCGGUGGAGGUGCACAGGGUGGAUUGGCUCGGGGAUAGGACGGUGCGGCUGGUGCGCGUGGUGGACCUCGGAUGGAACAGUCUGUUCCUGGGGCGGAAUCGCGCGUUCGCGCUCUCGCGGGCGGAGUUCCCCUGGUACCGCGCUCGCGUCAAUCGCAUCUACCUCGUCGACCGUGGCCACCCGGACGGGGUCGUCAGGGUGUUGGGCAUGGAAAGACAGCGGGGGCGCCACCUGGAGAUCUUGACCAUCAAACCUGACGACGGCCGGCGAGAAUCGGCCGGGUGGGCGCGCCGUGGAUGGUUCUUCCCCAACUACUAGCCACUGUGGUCAUUUUGUCUCUAUGGGUGUUUUUUUCAUAGCCGCCUAAGCCUGGAUAGCUAAACCGUGGUUUCGGCAAUGCAAGUUACACUUGUUUGAUUGCAUUAGCUAGGAAGUAUUUGUUCCAAGUUUCUUCCUUCUUUGUAAGUCAUCAACACAUCCUUAAAAUCAACAUCCGAAGUAUAGUGUUCUUUCAUGGUUUUCAAGCCAAAAAAAUUGAAAUCAAGUUGUGAAAGCAUGAUGCAAC
Molecule: messenger RNA, 1545 nt
Organism: Zea mays
Lineage: Eukaryota; Viridiplantae; Streptophyta; Magnoliopsida; Poales; Poaceae
Exons: 1
Coding region: 117-1298 (393 amino acids)
Molecular function (GO): protein binding
Source: RefSeq, marked validated